UUUCCUAAAAAUUAACCUGCCUCGGAAAUAUAUAUCAGGUUUAGUUAAGAAUGUCCAUCGAAGAUGUUUAUCAACGCAAUUGCAGCGCUAUUCAUCUUAUUGUUUGCUAUUGAUGGUCUUCCAACCGUUUCAAAUAUGGAUGGAUGUGGUGGGCAUGCUUACGGAUGCUGUGAAGGUUUCAUAUGGAAUACAGAGAAGAGGGAGUGUGUAAAAUGCCAAAAUGGAUAUUCAGGUGUAAAUUGUUCUGAAAUCUGUGAUUAUCCAAAUUAUGGGGAGGACUGUCAAAAUGAAUGUCACUGUACACAGGAUAUAUGUGAUCAUCGUAAAGGCUGCCAGAAGAAAUCCCAAGAUAUACCUGGUGACGAACAGCUGAGCGAGAAUGGCAAUCAAACCAAAAGUGUUACACAACCUUCAAAGACAUGGGAUAAAAAUAAAAUUAUAUCUCUAGGCGUUCUGAUAAUAUUUUUCAUCUGCAUUGCAUUAAUUGUUGGCUUUUUCCUUGUACGAGUUAAAAAACGAUGUACAAAAACGGAUUUAGAUCGAAUGUCUGGUGAAAAUAGAUUUGAAAGCCAUUACCAGGAAAUUCCGGAUCGAUCAGUUCUACGAAAUGAUGAAGAUGCAACUAAAAUACAAACAAUCGAAGAAAUGACUUUAAGGAUACCCGAUCCUCAGUUUUGGAAGUCUUAG
Saccostrea cuccullata (small rock oyster) is the source of this 687-nucleotide messenger RNA. RefSeq lists its product as uncharacterized. The record is from RefSeq and is a predicted model, not a curated record. The transcript has 5 exons. The coding region runs from base 64 to 687 and encodes 207 amino acids. Lineage: Eukaryota; Metazoa; Mollusca; Bivalvia; Ostreida; Ostreidae.